Molecule: messenger RNA, 5805 nt
Organism: Malaclemys terrapin pileata
Lineage: Eukaryota; Metazoa; Chordata; Testudines; Emydidae
Gene: ST3GAL5
Product: ST3 beta-galactoside alpha-2,3-sialyltransferase 5
Exons: 4
Coding region: 2861-3409 (182 amino acids)
Molecular function (GO): lactosylceramide alpha-2,3-sialyltransferase activity
Source: RefSeq, a predicted model, not a curated record
CUUCUGUCUAACGUUACAAAGUAAUUUAACAUUUGUGUUAUUUGCAAACAGCCUCUCUUUUUGGGAGGGGAAAGGGAAGUCUCAAACUCCAUUUAUUACUUCGUUUAUGAAACUGAAAGUACUUUAUUAAUAUUACUUGUCUUUACAAUGUUCAAAAUAUGGUGAAUCAGAUACACUUACUCAAAUUCAGACUGCAGGGGCCAGGAAUCUGUCAUUAUUUCAGUGUGCUCUAGACCAGUGGUUCUCAACCUUUUUUGGACCAGGACCCAUUUGUAAACAUUGAUGGCCAGUCCCACUCCAGUAAAUAGAAAGUAGAAAACACACGUAUUUUGCCUCCAAAAUACUUAUCACGCACUAUAUGUAGCAGUAACAACAACAAUAAUAGUAAUAAUAAGUGAAAGCAGCUCAAUAUCGAGCAAGUUAAAGGCAGAAAUCAGCAUCAACAGGAACACAUUAACGGUAUAAUAAAUCCUAGGUUCCACUUAAUGAGAAACCUGCGCUUGCUUCUCUUUGACACGUUUAUCAAAGUUGGGUGUAAUUUUAGUCAGCACAAUCUGAAGGUUGUGUUCAACAUCCAGUCUACUCCUGUUUUUAUUCUUCAGUUGAGUCAAGGCAGAGAAUCCAGUUCCGCACAACUGCAUUGUACUGAAAGGCAAAAUGACACUAAUUGCAUGGCAAACAAGAGCAGGACAUUCUCCAGCAGCAGCACUGUGCCAAAACUGGGGAAUGCUCAUUUCAGUGUAUUUUCUCUCUAGACUGCGAAUGCAAGAUCACUCGACCAGCUGAGAUUCUUCCUCCUUAGGUAGGAGGAACACAACUCCAAAUGGAUCCCGUAUCCAUUCUUUGCCCUUAAGUUGUUCGUCUGGAAAGUAAUUGCAGAAUCUUGUGUGCCAUUUAGUUAAAUGACUACUGAUCGUUUUCUUCAGUGCUUCCUGGCUAGUGAAAUCUUUCAGAUUUUUUGUUUCUGGAUAUGUGUUACGAAACAUGUCCAUCCUAUCAUUUGAAAUGUGUUUGUUCCACAGAGAGAGGGUUGUUGUUUUUUUAAAUGCAGCAAUUUUGUCAGUUAACUCAAAGCAGUUGUGCCCUCUGCCCUACAAAGACACAUUCAAAUCAUUCAGGUGAUCGAAUAUAUCUGCCAGAUAUGCAGCACAAACAACCCAUUUGUUUUUACUGAAGUGCUCUGCCAGGUGAGACUUUUUUUCUUCAUUUUUAAGUUUAUAUAUAUGAGACAACACUUUGCCAUGGGACAGCCAGUAAACCUCAGCAUGGUAAAGCAGAUGUACAUGUGUACUGCCCAUUUUCUGACAGAAGACGUGAAAGCAUCAUGAAUUCUUGGCAUUUUGUUUGAUGUAAUUCACUAUUUUUACAGCAUUUUUAAGAGUUUCGUGAAGCUCAGGUGCCUUGUCUUUAGCUGCUAAUGCCUCCCUGUGCAGGAAACAGUAGUUCCACAUUGCAUUGGGUGCUUUCGAAAGGAUUCUUAGAGCAACUACUGAAUAUUUCCGUCAUCAGUUGCAACACCAACACACUUCGACCAGCUUAAUCCUGCUGACUCCCAGUAAUUAUCCAGUAUAACAAAUAUAUCAGCAGUAGUAGUAGAAAUAGGCAAAUCUACACUAAACAAGUACUGUUCUUGCAAAUCACUUUUCCAUGCAUGUCUCACAUAAACCAGCAAGAUAGCAUGGUUUGAUACAUAUAUAGAUUCAUCUAAUUGUAAAGCAAAACAGUCGCUUACUGAAAGACGAUCAGUUGUUUGCAGUUUGGUGUAUUCUGAGCUAUAUCACAGAUUCUUCUCCAUAUUGUAUUGUUGGAGAGAGAGAAAUUGCUGUUAAAUUUUUUUUGCCACUGACUCGCCCCACAAUUUAGUGCAUAUAUCGAUAGCAGAAGGUAAAAUUAACUCCUCAGCGACAGUGUGAGCUUUUUUGCAAUGCGCUGUGCAACAAGGUCAGAGGCAUGCAGUGUUUGCUCACGGACAGUAAAUACAUGUUCAUGUUUUUUUUGACAUUUCCAUUUGGCUUUUUCGUUUAAAAAAAAUCAAGAGGCUUGUCUUUAUAGCUAGACUGCUUUGUCUCCAAAUGUCUACAUAAAUGUGAUGGUUUUAGGCUUUAAUUUGUUAACAGUUCACCGCAGAUGACACACUCUGGCCUGUGUUCACCAUUUCGGUCCACGGUAAAUGAAAACCCAAACUUUAAGUAAGCAGGGUCGUACUUACAAUUACUUUUCUUCUCAGGUUGUGAUGAAUUCCUACUAUCGUUGGUACUUGCAGUUGCAACAGGACAGUUUAAAAAUGUAUCCAUUUCACUAACUAAAGACUCACUUUGUGAUUAAAACACAUACUCUUCACUUGAAACUCUACUAAGCACUCUUUUCCCAUAACUCUUCCCACCUUGCAUUCGAUUGGCCAAUCGGUAAGGCUAGGUCAUGGAGGUCACUGGUUUCGUGAUUUUUAUGUGACCUUCAUGACUUCAGCCCUUGGUGGCAGGGCUCAAGGCUUGGGUGGCUGUGAACCUUUUGUACAUUUGUGCGACCCACUUUUAGGUAGCAACCUGUGGGUUGAGAAACACUACUCUAGACACCAGAUACCACACAAUAUGGAUAAUGAAAAUAGUGAGUUAGAAAUUACUGCAGUCACAGACAAAGCACAACGUACGCAUGAAGUUGGUACUACAUAAAUUCCUAAAGUAAAUAGAUGUCUGAUCAUUCUAAUGUAGGCUCUUGAAAUUACCUGUGCCAUCUUCUGGUUAUCAUGGGGAGUUGAUCAGUUGUCUUGCUUUUCGACUAUUAAGUGUUCCAGGUGAAAAGAUUAAAUGAUGCACCAGUUCAGGGCUACACAGAUCAUGUUGGUAACAAAACUACCAUAAGGAUGACCUAUCCAGAGGGAGCCCCACUUUCUGAAAAUGAAUAUAACCCUCAGAGCUUGUUUGUUGUUGUCUUAUUUAAAAGUGUCGAUUUCAAUUGGCUUCAAGCAAUGGUAAAAAAUGAAGCAUUGCCACUAUGGGUGCGACUGUUUUUUUGGAAGCAGGUGGCUGAGAAAAUUCCUGUAACACCAAAACAGUUUCGUAUUUUAAAUCCGAUCAUCAUUAAAGAGACAGCCUUGGAUAUACUACAGUACCCUGAGCCUCGAUCUAAAUUUUGGGGCUGGGAUAAGAAUGUUCCCACAAUUGGGGUCACUGCAGUUGUUCUGGCCACACAUUUAUGUGAUGAAGUGAGUUUAGCAGGAUUUGGAUAUGACCUCCGCCAACCCAACACACCUUUGCACUACUAUGACAAUCUCUGCAUGGCUGCAAUGGAAGGACAAACUAUGCAUAAUGUGACAACUGAAACAAAAUUCCUACAAAAACUGAUCAAAGAUGGGAUUGUGAAAGAUCUCAGUGGAGGAAUACAGUGUGAAUUCUGCAAAAAACCAAGCUAAUGACUGGAACUGAGAGCACAGACUGGAUUAGAGGUUCCUGCAGCCUUGCUAGCAAUGGCCCUUUCAGUGCUCUCAUCCCACAAAGACUUUGAAGAAUCUCUCUUCUUUGUAUUUCUGUUGCUUUUUAAUGUCAAGUUGAAUUUAUUGUAUUUUUUUUAUUUAUUUUGAGUCCAGGUUUUUACCUUGCACACUUUUUGUGGGUAAUUAUCAAUACAGUUUUGAGUUUAGAGAGAUUCAUUUAAAAUAUGUCAUGUUUUAAGCUAUCUGAAGGAAAACAGAAAAUUUAAGGGUUUUAUAUGUGAAGGGCACUCACGGACCUAGGUGUGUGUUUCCUAAUCUGGGGAGAGAAGAAUUGUUCCCACUGAAGUGGUGUUGCCGUUGUGGGUCCAUUUGUCAGUACAUGAUUCCUCUGUGCAUACAAAGAAAAGCAAAGGUGUGUGUUCGUAAGAGAACUUGCUUUGUUGCUUGUAGGUUCACUAUUCUUUGGUAGAUCAUCCACUUGUAUAACCUUCCACAGAUAUUUAGGCUACUCCCUUUCUGUGCUGAUACCUAUUUUUGGGGGGUGAGGGGGCAGGGAGCAGGAAAGGGCAAAACUGAUGCAGCAGUGGAGCUGAACAGUAAGUUCAUUAAUGCCACAUCUAAUCAUGCCUGGUAUUUAAAUCAUUGACCGGUGUGAAUGCUUUAGGAUUAGAAUGCUGGCCACUUAAACACUUGACACAUUUGGGCCUGACCAUGUUAUAACCAGAUUUAGCCUACAGUAGAUAUCUAACCUGAAGCCAAACUCUUCUGUUUCCCAGUUCUGGCUCCCAAAAACCUGGUCAUAAUGUGGUUGGGUCACAAAAAAGUUUAAGCAUCACUGUUACAGGAACAGCAUCAACAUGAAUUCCAGUCCUCUUUAGGGAGGGAGUUAAAAAGUAGUGUUUGGGGCUACACCUGCCCUUUUGCUAUUUUAUAAAAAUGUUUUAGUCCUUGCUGCUGAGUGAAAGACCCACAAACGAAAUGGAAACUUACUCUGUAGUAGUCGGAGUGAAACUGACUACAGACAAAAUAAAAGAACGGAAAGAUUUUAUUUAAUCUCCUUCAUGGUACAGUAGGUAUUAACUUGCAACAGUACUAUGUAAAAUAAAAAUUCAGAUUCAAAUAUAGUUUAAGUUGAUAGUGGCCCUUUUAUGUUGUGAAUAUGGUGUAUGCUUCUUAAUUGGAAGGGAGAGAGUGGAAUUUUGCUUUGCAGACCACCUAAUAAACUGGCAAUUCUGUGUGCACAAAUAACUUAUGAAGAAGAAAUUGCCUUUGAGGAAGUAGUAUGAUCUACUAGCACUGUACAAUGUCUUCUAAGUGCAGAUUGCUUUUAAAAAUUCCUGUAUAAAUGUACUUUCUAAUGACCAGAAAUCAAUGCAAUUGAAAGAAAGCGGGAUUGCAGAUUUGUGAGCAAGUCUGAACUGUGUCAUUUUAUUGUGCAAAUAACACAGUUGUGGUUAUUGGAUUGCUUGAUUUUGAGUGCUGUCUGUUACUCAGAGCGAGUGAAAAAUGCUUUAUUUGAAUGUGAAAUCUUACCAGAAAGUUAAUAGAAGUGAACAGGUGAAAUAUAAUUAUAUGAAUUACAGGAAUCACUUUGACUUUCCAGGUGACAAACCUUCCUAUUAGUUCCUUAUCAUAUGGUAAGAUACACUAGGCAUAUUUUUAAAAUUAGCAUCAGGUUAAAUUGCAUCAAGAAAAUAGGAUGUGGAAUGGAAUAUAGUAUUCAUACUUGCCAUGAAGAGUAGGUCUAAUGGAUGAUUGUGUAUGAACGCAGAAGUUGCACUGGCUAUGGUUGUGGAGAGACAAUAAAACAAUGCCAGUUUACAAAGUGUAACAUUGAAGAUAGUGGCUGUGAGCCUGAUCUUUCCUAAGUACCCACACAUCCCCUAAAGUGAAUGAUUAGAAAUCACGCUCUGUGUGUUCAGGGCUCCAUUUGUGCAACAGCAAUAAUUAUUAACCUAACUUCCUCUUUGUAACUUGGAACAAACUAGUUUUUCUUAACAGCAAUAAAUUUCUAGUCCAUGUUUUUGUAUGCUUUUAAGUAUAGAUCAAACUGUUUACUUGAUAAAUUACUGAUAUGUAAAGAGUUUUUACAGAUAGUUUCGUUUAAUAUAACAUGUUGAUUAUUAUCCCCUUAUAGUUAAGAUAAAGCAAGCGACCUUAACUCCAUUCAAUAUUACUGAAAUAUGAAAGGGUUUGGGAAAGUUCAAAAUGUGCAUAUGGACAGUAGUACAUUGAAGUCUUUCAAAGCGCUGUUACAUAAACGUUUUGUUAUACAUCAACUGUUAGUUCACCAGGACUUCACACUGUUAUGACUUAAGAAUAUGAAAAUGUGAACUUAAUAGAAUGAAAGUAUUAUUAAAGCAAUCAGUAACGUC